AUGGGGUCGCCAGCGCAACCGAAACUUCCAGCUAAAGCGACGAAAAAAAGACGUAGAGAAGAUGAGGAAGACGUCCUUCCCACUAAGCAGGCAGCUCCCACAGCACCAGCAACCGCAGCGAAUGAUGGAGGUAGCAAAAAGAAGAAACGGAAGAAAACGAAGCAGAUCGUCGAAGAUCCAAAAGAUGCAGACAAGAAAGAUGGCAUAGACGAGUCUAUUGGCAAAAUGGACGGGCCUCUCCUGGCAGAUUUCUUUGCGCAGCAGGCAAAAAGGCACAACAGCGAAUUGACCGCGGUUGAAUUAGAUGAUGUCUAUGUUCCAGAGCAUGCAUUCCUAGACACGACGUCUUGGAAAUCACCAAGAAAGUUAGAGAAUCUCCCUGCAUUUCUCAAGGUUUACAGUAGGAAGAAAGGUAGUCCUGAUUCGCUGUCAACUGCCCCUGAAGAAAAAGGCAGCCCACAUACGAUUGUGAUUACACUCGCGGGCCUUAGAGCGGCCGAUAUUACGAGAGCGCUUCGGCAAUUCCAAAACAAAGAUUGUACUGUCGCUAAGCUAUUCGCCAAACAUAUCAAACUGGCUGAGGCUAAAGAGUUUGUAAAGAAAACGAGAGUUGGUAUUGGGAUUGGUACUCCUGUUCGAUUGAAUGAUUUGGCUGCCUCUGGCGAAUUGAGUCUUACACAUCUCAAACGUAUUGUCAUCGACGGCUCAUACGUCGACAAGAAGAAGCGGGGAUUGUUGGAUGGGCAGCAAGAGCUGGAAGAGAAUGAAACGACCCGGGGUAAUCUCCUGAUCUGCCUGAUUGAAUACCAUACUUCACGGUUAUUUCCGGAGCUGGCGGCGGUUUUAAGAGCCAAUAUGGCUGAAUGGGUCGGUUGGAGUUUUUCGAGUAUCGAGUUCACGCUCGGAAAUCUAUCAGCCGCAAAAAUGGGCGAUAAGCGGAAACGGAGCCAGUUACUGGCUGAAGAUGAUGCGGUCGAAGUUGCGGAAGUGAAACAGAAGAAACCCAAGAAGAGCGACAAGGAGAGGAAAGGAGAUAAAUCAAAGAAGGAGAGGAAGGAAAAGACAGGAAAGAAGCAGGAUGACGAGGAAGUUCAGGACAAUGUUGAGGUUAAUGGCCUGGGCAUGGAUGUUGAAAUGAAGGAUAGUGAUGAGGCGACCCCAUUGGUAAAUGGUACUGCAGGAGAAGAAGCUGAGAAUAAGGCGAAGGAGGCGAAGAAGGGGAAAAAGGAGAAGAAGGAAAAGAAGGAGAAGGAGAAGAAGGAAAACAAAGAAAAGAAAGUUAGGGAAGCCGAUGAAGUGGUGGAAGAGAGACAAGAUAAGAAAAAGGAGAAGAAGGAAAAGAAGGAAAAGAAGGAAAAGAGGAAGGAUAAAAAGGACGUAGAAGGCAAGGAUAAGUUGUCAAAGGAGGGUGAGGAGAAGGGGGAGGGGGAGCAGGAAGCAGUGCCAGGAAAUUUAGAGAAUCAGGAGAAGAAAAAGAGCAAAAAGAGCAAGGAUAAGAAGGAAAAGAAGCGGAGCAAAGAUAAGAAAGAUAAAGAGGGCGUUAUGCUCCCUGAACACGGGGACAUGACCGAAAAACCCGCUGCUGUUGAAACUGAUGCUGCUGAGGUGAAUAGCGUUGAUAAAACUAUCGAAGGGACCAAUGGACACGAUGAAGAGAAGAAAAGCCAAAGAUUCAUUGUAUUCAUUGGUAACUUGCCGUUCCAAACAACUCUGGAAGCCGUGCAAAAACACUUCGCAAAAAUCGACCCCAGCCAUGUCCGACUCCCCAGUGAGAAAGGCGGGAAGAAAGGCCGUGGCUUCGCCUUCAUCGAAUUCGACCAUUACGAUCGCAUGAAGACGUGUUUGAAGCUGUACCACCACUCCUUAUUCGAUGAUGGCAAGAAUCCUGCCAGGAAAAUCAAUGUUGAAUUGACUGCUGGUGGUGGUGGCUCGAAAUCCGAAACUCGUAAAGCGCGCAUCGUGGAGAAGAAUACAAAACUCUCGGAACAACGUGCUCGCGCAGCAAAAGAAGCUCUGAAACAGAAAAAUAAAGCCGAUGCUGCUAAGCCGGCUGAUGAUGCAGAGGCAGCGCCAGUGAAGAACGAUAUGGACGAUGUGCAUCCCACUCGGAGGAGAUGGGUUCCGUGUCCCUGA
This is a messenger RNA of Blastomyces dermatitidis ER-3, 2133 nucleotides long. RefSeq lists its product as uncharacterized. NCBI's taxonomy places the organism in Eukaryota, Fungi, Ascomycota, Eurotiomycetes, Onygenales, Ajellomycetaceae. Gene Ontology annotation, molecular function: RNA binding. Gene Ontology annotation, cellular component: nucleus; 90S preribosome. The record is from RefSeq and is a predicted model, not a curated record. The coding region runs from base 1 to 2133 and encodes 710 amino acids. The transcript has 9 exons.